AUGACGACCGUGACUCUCCUGCUGCUUAUCAUUGCUUUUACAUCAGCCAGUGCCAUACAGCGAAGAAGUCAGUUCACACGUUACCGCUCAUGGAACUCACGGAUGUAUCCUGUCUGGAAGGAUGGAGACGCGAGAUUCAGAAACUGUUGGUUCGGUGGUGACGUAACCUUUGACCUUAAAAGCGAUGGACCCACUCUGACUGGAGCAAGAACAACCUUCACUAUUAAUCUAAAUUUCCCGCCAAAUCAGACGGCGUCCUCAGACGGUCAGGUGGUCUGGGCACGUAACUGCACCAUCGAUGGACAACAGUAUCAGGAGGGUCAGGCUGUGUAUCCCAACCAGGACACUGAGCAAACAGGACUCUUUCCAGACGGCACACCAUUCAGCAGGAGCCAGAACAAGAAACCUCACUAUGUGUUCGUUUGGAAGACUUGGGGGCGAUACUGGCAGGUGGCAGAUGGACCUUCCUCCUCCCUCACAAUCGGUACAGACAACGUUCCCCUGGGCUCCUACAACAUGGAGGUUGUCAUCUAUCACUGCCGCGGCAAAGACAAGUUCAUCCCUCUCGGCUACGCCUCCUCAGUCUUCUCUGUCACAGACCAGGUUCCCUUCAGCAUAUCACUUGCCCAACUCAGUGACAUAAACCAGGACGACCAGAACUUCAUCCAAAACCGAGCCAUUGCUUUCAGCAUUAAGCUCCAUGAUCCCAGCCAGUAUCUCGGCAACGCCGACAUCAGCUUCAGCUGGGACUUUGGCGACAGCAGUGGGACUCUGAUCUCCAGAGAGCAAACCGUCACACACACAUACCUCGCUGUUGGGGCCUUCAAGCCUCAGGUGGUGCUGAUGGCAACCAUCCCCGGCGACUGCGGAAACCCCACUGCUGUGGCUCCUAUUGACGCCUCUGCAGCUCCAGCAGUUAUCGUGAUAGACCCAACUCAAGCAGCACCAGCUGAGGCAGGAGAUGCAAUUGCGCUGGAUGUCCCUGCUUCUGAGGUCACCCCGCUUGCUGCUUCUGUCCAGCCAACCGACGCAGCUGCAGAUACAGUUGAUGGAGAAGCCGUUGUUGAUACAGAUGCAGAGGUUAUAGAGGUUGCCUCGGUAGCACCUGCGGUAGUUGAUGCAGCUGUUGUUCCAGCAGAAGAUCCUGCCAAUGCUGCUACAGAGGUAGAUGCUGCUGCAGAGGUAGAUGCUGCUGCAGAGGUAGAUGCUGCUGCAGAGGUAGAUGCUGCUGCAGAUGAAACAGAUGCUACAACAGGGGAGGCAGCCACCGUUGCCCCUGUUGCACCUGCAGCUGAAGAACCGGCAGAUGCAGAGACAGCUGUUGUAGAUACAGCUGCUGCAGAUACAGUGGUUGUAGAUGCCGAUACAGUGGUUGUAGAUGCCAAUACAGUGGUUGCAGAUGUCGAUACAGCUGAUGUAGAUGUCGAUACAGCUGUUGCUGAUGAAGCUGCUGCAGAUACAGAUGCUGCAACAGCUGUCACUGAAGAAAUUGUGCCUGUGAUAGAUGCUGCUGCCUCAGUUGCCCCUGUUCCAGAGGGAGAAGAAACUGCCGUUGAAGUCACUGCUGGAGUUACUGUUGCUCCUGUGGCAGAAGAAACUGUGGAGCUAGAAGCUGAAGUUGUGGCAACUGAUGCUGAAGCAGAGGUUGUCCCAGCUGAAACUGUAGCCCCUGCUGAUAACGCUGUCGCUCCCGUUGCCACUGAGGCCACAGUUGUAGAAGAAGCAGCACCAGUGGAGGCUGCAGCUGAUACUGAGGCUGAAGUACAAGAAACUGAGAAUGAAGUUGUAGCUACUGUAGCUGCUGCGGAGAUACCAGCUGUUGAGGAAGAGGCUGCUCCAGCUGAAGGUGAAGUUCCAGCUGAAGCGGAAGCAGAUCCAGCUCAAGUUGUUCUUGUUGUGGCUAAACGACAAGCACCAGAACUGGCAGCUGAUUGUAUGGUCUACCGUUAUGGCUCCCUUGCCACUUCUGUGGAUGUCGUCCAGGGUAUCGAAAGUGUAGAGAUCGUUCAGGUGUCCAAUGUUGUGUCAAUGACGACGGAGUUGGUUCAAAAUGCUGUGGACGUCACCAUCUCCUGUCAGGGAAGUCUGCCAAGUGAGGUAUGCACAGUCAUUUCAGAUGCUGACUGUAUCACCCCAGUGGAAACCAUCUGUACUGCAGCCACACCAUCUCCGGACUGUCAGAUGAUCCUUCGCCAGUUCUUCAAUGACUCCGGAGUAUUUUGCAUCAAUGUCUCCUUGACCAAUGAUGUCAGUCUUGCUGUGGCGAGUGCCAGAGUCAGUGUAACAGUAGCCUCUGGUGGUUCCCCAGCUGGAACAGCCGCCACUGUCCUGGGUGUGAUGGUUCUCGCCUGCGUUGUCUGUUGUAUUGGUUUGAUGUACAGACGGUUCAAGCAGUACCAGCCUCUCAGUGAAGACCAGAGUGGAGGCAGCUCGACGGUCACAUCUAUGCCUUUGUUGUUGUGGAACUUGUUGAGCCGACAGUCGCCAGGAGAAAGUCGUCCGCUGCUUCAGGGGAGGAUGGUGUGA
Molecule: messenger RNA, 2526 nt
Organism: Limanda limanda (common dab)
Lineage: Eukaryota; Metazoa; Chordata; Actinopteri; Pleuronectiformes; Pleuronectidae
Gene: pmela
Product: premelanosome protein a
Exons: 12
Coding region: 1-2526 (841 amino acids)
Biological process (GO): melanosome organization
Cellular component (GO): melanosome
Source: RefSeq, a predicted model, not a curated record